This is a messenger RNA of Darwinula stevensoni, 1923 nucleotides long. Lineage: Eukaryota; Metazoa; Arthropoda; Ostracoda; Podocopida; Darwinulidae. The record is from the annotation of a GenBank genome assembly.
AUGGAAAGGGAAGGAUCCUCUUAUCAUACCCAGAGGUUUGAAAGCAGGGAGCCUGGGAAGGAAGAUUUCCGCCUGCGAUCCCUGGUGACAGAGAAGACCUUGGAUGCAGAGCAGUAUGUAGCCAUGAUCCGUGACAUCAUCAAACUGCAAAAGAAUCUUUGCUUGUGUCGGCAUUUCUAUAAUUUUGAUACCUCCAGGAUCCUCAAAUCUCGCCAAAUGUGGUACAUAGAUGUGUGGCCAAUCAACAUGUUCUUCCCAUCUGAUGAUGAUUCAAAAGACACAACAAGUCUCUUCAUGCUUCAGUUGGCUUGUAUCCUCAAUAUGGCAUUAGCUAUGCCUGCGAAGAGGAGACUGCGGAAACGGGGCCCUUCCUCGAACGCUCCCUCAGUCUCUUCUGAUCUCUCUCCUCGCUCGAGGCGGCAGCCAUCCCCAGCUGCAUCCUUGCACCCUCCGCCGGCCUCCCGCACCUCGUCAGGUACACACUCACCCUCGCCUCCACCCCUCACUCCUCAGAAUUCGGCUGCUCGCAAUAAUGUUAACCUCGCUCCGUACUUGCCCUCUUCUCACUCAGCUACGCCUCCCUCAUCCCCAACGAAAUCGUCCUUAUCUUCCAACGCGCCUCGUGAAAGCCCUCUCCCUAAUGCAACUGCCGCUAGUCUAAUCCCGAACGGAUCUGAAUCCACAAAAGCCUACUAUUUUCAAAACCCUGUUUUCAUUCAAGGUUUGACUCCCAAACUCCAGCAGAAAAUCGCGUUUAUUCGCUCUUUCUCUGCUUUUUUUCCAACCGUCCGCCUGCUGAAUAUCCGUGCCACUCGAUCGGCUGGAUUCGUGCUGAGCCUCGAAAAGGCAUCAGACAUUCCCCGGAUAUGUAGCAGGUGGAGCGAGUCCGGAAUCGGCGGAGAAGCCUUCCCCGCUAAAAGUAGGCUUCCGCUUCUUAAAUUCAUCAUCAAAGGCGUUGGGCUAGAGGAGGACUUAGAGACCGUCCGCGAUGUCCUCGCAACGGAGCACGGGAUUUCCCUGCAUGAAGGCGGCCUCAUCCGCAUGAGGAAAACCAAGACCGGCGCACCUCUCCCAAUGGUCCUAGUUAAAGCGCUCGACACCGACACGGCCCGCGCUCUCCUGAAAGCAGGAGUUCUUGUGAUCGGAUGCCUGCGUCUCAAAGUAGAGGAGUUCGUUCUGCAGCCUCGCAUAAUCCAGUGCUUCAAAUGCCUGGAAUAUGGUCACUACAUCGGCCAGUGCAAAUCUGACCGCGAUGUGUGCUCCUUCUGCGCGGGGAAGGGCCACUCCCAGAAGAAUUGUCAGGCGAGGCUCAAUGGUCUGCAACCUAAAUGCAGCCAUUGUCAGGGUGCCCACAUGGCGAACUCCGCCGCUUGCCCCAAACGGCAAGAAAAACGACGGCAGGUCGCCAGUGACCCCAGAUUUUCAAACUCCCUACUCGCAAAGAAAAUCCAGGAAGAGCUGAAACAGCAAACCAGCCUAGGCGCGUACUCUAGGCCGGCUCUUAAUUAUCCGAACCCGCCCCCUGUCAGGACGCCCGUGAAGCUUGUCCCCGCGCCACCCCCCUCGCGACCCGCAUGGACAACACCGCCCGCGCGUCAGGUCGCCCUCGCUCCCGUCGCCCCCGCCUCGCGCCAGCUUGUAACUGCCGCCCCGACUCCCGUCGCGUCGCCCUCGCGUCCCCCCGCGGCAUCUGCACAGGCGUCCGCCGCCAUCCGCGUAGCACCCGUCGCUGGCGCAGCGCCCGCGGUCAUCGCGAUCGAGCCCGCGUCCGCCCACGCCGCUCAUGCGUCUCCCGAGCGCGACGCGGUGAUUCAGCUGCUCCUGCAGCAAGUGCAGAGCAUCAUCGCUGCUCUGCACGCCUACGGCUUCUCUCUUUCGCUUCCCGCCCCAUCCCCUACCGUCCUCCCCUCCUCUACUAACUAA